This is a messenger RNA of Melampsora larici-populina 98AG31, 504 nucleotides long. RefSeq lists its product as uncharacterized. The record is from RefSeq and is a predicted model, not a curated record. Bases 1 to 504 code for a protein of 167 amino acids. The transcript is spliced from 5 exons. NCBI's taxonomy places the organism in Eukaryota, Fungi, Basidiomycota, Pucciniomycetes, Pucciniales, Melampsoraceae.
AUGCUUGCCUUCAUCCCUUUUAUCACAACUCUCUUGUUUCUGUCCACCGCGGGUGCCGCUUCCACUAAGGAUCACAAGAAGCCUGAUCCCGCGGUUCAAUCAUGUGGACGUUCAUGGGGAGAAUUCGCCAAUCUUGGCAAAGGAUUAUUAGGUUGUCUUAACUAUGGUUCAGCUCAUUACAGUUGCCCAGCAGAUGAAUGUGGGGUUGGACAGGCACCAGCGGUCGGGCAAAAAUCAACCGCUGCUCCGACCUUUAAGAAUUGUCAGAAGUACAAAGGUAAUUUUGGAGAUGACACAAAUCUCGACGGGACAAAGAUCACAGUCUUGGCAGUCUCCUACUUCUUCAAUUACAAAGAUGGCUGGCUCCGCGUUUAUGGCUACGACUCAAAAGCCCCUCGGUCUGCAGGUGACCUACCUGGAUACAAGUGCGAGAUGCCUAAGCACGCUCCGGCAGUCAUUGCAGUCUGCCGAAACUGCACAUACAUUGGUGACGCCAAGUGGUGA